Molecule: messenger RNA, 1344 nt
Organism: Verticillium dahliae VdLs.17
Lineage: Eukaryota; Fungi; Ascomycota; Sordariomycetes; Glomerellales; Plectosphaerellaceae
Exons: 3
Coding region: 1-663 (220 amino acids)
Source: RefSeq, a predicted model, not a curated record
AUGAUGGCGGAGACGCCUCAGGACCCAGGAAAGUCCAUCCUUCGGCAAGGAUUCUUUCACGAACCCGAUAAAUCUGUUGGCAGCAGGGUUGAUAAGAUUCUGACCAAGGGCUACUAUUUCAAGAACGUCGAAGGCCUGGAAUUUUGCAGGGCCAGUGUCUUUGAGGAUAAGUUCCUCUUCGAUCAGUCAUCGCUUGGCCUCUUCAAGACAUACGGUCCUUCGAAGCACCAUUACUGCAUUUUGAACCGAACAAAGGCGGAGGCGGAGGUGCUCAUAGUCCUACUAUGGGCCAGCGGAUCUAAGGCAGUAUUCUUCGGAGGCUCACAUCUCUACCUUCUAAACGCUGUUGGUGCGCCCAAUGGUUUGUUGUCGAUACCACCGGAGAACCUUGAACGGCCAGGUAUCACGCGCAGAGAAGAAGACAUCCCAGAUGGUGGCUACACCAUCUUAGAUGGGAGAACAGGAUUCGGAGUGUUGGGUGGACGUAUUGUGGCCUUAGCAUUUGUCACGCCGGAUGAGCUACAACAUUGGGCUAAAAUGACACUGCCCAAAAUACCGGAGCUGGUGGCCAAGGCCCAGGAGAUUCGCAGUGAGGCGAUCAACGCAAAUUUUGAGUUUGUGGAACCCAGGCCAUUUCAUGCGGAGACAAACUUGCAAACUUGAUACACAUGGUUCUGCUCAGAUGGCACUAGAAUGGAACCCUUCGUUCGGGAAAGAUUGCUGCCCCAUGUAAAGCCCGCUAUGUCCCGCUGUUGUGUCUACGGGAUGGUAAUCGAAUGUCACAUCGUAUGGUACAUCCAUCGUGUACGAUGAGACAACUGGUGCGCGACGCGGUAAAGCUUCCGGAAGUUGAUUGUUGACAUGGUCUCCCUGAAACUCAAGGUCGGCGCGGUCGCCACUGCGCCAAUCCGUUUCUUCGACCCUAGGAAGGAUCCCGAAUGACUGGAGGUUCACCUCGUAGGCAGCUAGUGGCUUCAGGAGCGGAUGACUAGCGGUAGCAGGCGCGUUCGUGGUGUGAGCUUGUGCUUCGCUGCCCACAGGAGCCUGGCCUGCCGUCGAAUCAUCUAAUCUUCGGUUACUUGAAGGAGUGGCAGCAGUGUGUAGUGAGGACACACCUGGGAGAGGAAUCCAUUCACAGGAACCGGGCGGCCUGUGAUUACGUGCUCCAUUGUCAUCAUGCCUCCAUCUUUUGUUUGGACCGGAGAGGUCCGAGUCUGUCGACGACCUCUUUCCGGUCCCCUUGUCAGCAUGCGUUCUCGUUAAAAGCUCCUCCAAUUCGGAACUCGCAGCUUGAUUUAACGAGCGUCGCUUUUGAACAGCCUCUGCUAUGUGCUCUCGAGAGAC